Messenger RNA from Lodderomyces orthopsilosis Co 90-125, 282 nucleotides. RefSeq lists its product as uncharacterized. The coding region runs from base 1 to 282 and encodes 93 amino acids. The transcript has a single exon. The record is from RefSeq and is a predicted model, not a curated record. NCBI's taxonomy places the organism in Eukaryota, Fungi, Ascomycota, Pichiomycetes, Serinales, Debaryomycetaceae.
AUGUUGGUGGUGUACCAAAAGUACUAUACACCGUUGGAUAGAUUCAUCAACAAAUUCAGACGUAAAGGGUUUUGGUUAUACACUGGGCUCAUCACAAUAUCACUACUUUACAUGUUUUAUGAGUUAUCUCAUCUACCUGAUAUACCACCACCACCACCACCACCACCACUGUCGCAAGAUAGAUCUAAACGUAAAGCAAGAACUGUGAAAAAGAAAGAAAUCACAACAACCGACCCCAACACUGGUGUUGCAAAAGUUGAGGAAGUGGUGAUAAUUGAGUAA